Molecule: messenger RNA, 2057 nt
Organism: Clupea harengus (Atlantic herring)
Lineage: Eukaryota; Metazoa; Chordata; Actinopteri; Clupeiformes; Clupeidae
Gene: hlfb
Product: HLF transcription factor, PAR bZIP family member b
Biological process (GO): regulation of transcription by RNA polymerase II
Cellular component (GO): nucleus
Molecular function (GO): RNA polymerase II cis-regulatory region sequence-specific DNA binding; DNA-binding transcription factor activity, RNA polymerase II-specific
Source: RefSeq, a predicted model, not a curated record
GUUUGUUUAUUUAUUGUUGUAUGUAUUAUGUAGCCUUCAAUCAGGGCAUUGCUGCAAAAGAGCCCUGUGCUCAGUCAAUUCUCCUUGAAUAAACAAUGAUGAUGAUGAUGAUGAAAAUCUCACAUUUCCAGCGCUCAGUCACCUGUCUUCCUUUAAGUACCUCUUCCAAGAGAGAGGAGUCGCUCCUCCCCUGGUGUUUGACGUCACAAGACAGUGGCAUCACACAUGGAACUGAUCAGCCCCAACCCCAGACCAGUGCGUGCUGCUGACAGUGAACGGCGCCCGUGGCAUACUUCAGGGACUUGUGUGCGCUCGUACUCACUCAAUGUAUCGCUGUCAUUCAAAGAUAAUCUACUUGACCUGAUCUACUGUGUUUGGAGUUUGUGGCAUUUUGUAUUUUAGUAUAGUUUUCAUUAUAUUCAGCGGAAUUACAGCUCGGGUGGAGAUGUCUCGGUCUGUCCUCAUGAAUCCAACUUUUCUACCUCCAACUCACGGGGUGCUGAAAUCUCUCCUGGAAAAACCGACGGGACUACCCCUCCGCCAUGAAGGGUUUGGAAAGGAGGAGAAGGCGAAGUCGCUGGAUGAUGAGGUCAGCGCAGCCCCGCAGUCCGCCUUCCUGGGGCCCACUCUGUGGGACAAGACGCUGGCGUACGAUGGCGACAGCUUCCAGCUCGAGUACAUGGACCUGGAGGAGUUCCUCUCGGAGAACGGCAUCCCGUCGAGCGAACAGAGCCACCAGCAGCCUCUUCCGCCGGUCCUGCCAUCGCAGACUCCGUCCUCGGUCAUCACCAGCACCGCUAUGCCUCCUCACCGCUGUGUCCUCAACACCGUACAGCCAGUGCUGCCACCCCAACGUGACACCCCCAGCCCAAUCGACCCCGAGAGCAUCCAGGUUGCCGUGAGUUACGAGCCGGACCCCGCUGACCUGGCGAUGUCCAGUGUGCCGGGUCAGGAGAUGUUUGACCCACGCAAGCGCAGGUUCACUGAGGAGGAGCUGAAGCCGCAGCCCAUGAUCAAGAAGGCCCGCAAGGUCUUCACCCCGGAUGAGAUGAAACAGGAUGAAAAGUACUGGGUGCGUCGCCGGAAGAACAACAUGGCGGCCAAGCGCUCACGCGACGCGCGCCGCCUCAAGGAGAAUCAGAUUGCCGUCCGCGCCAGCUUCCUGGAGAAGGAGAACUCCGCCCUCAGACAGGAAGUGGCCCAGCUCAGGAAGGAAGUGGGUCGCUGCCGGAACAUCAUGGCCAAAUACGAGUCCCUGUGAGGGGCCACCCCUCCAUACAACUGAACUCUGACCUUUCAACCCUGACCCCAUACCUCCCUUCAGCACGCAUACAGACUGCACAACAGCACUGCGGUUCUCUGGUUCUCACCAGCCCAGACAGCAGUGGACACUGGAACAGACCUGAUAUGGCCCUGAUAUGGCCCUGAUAUGACCCUGAUAUGGCCCUGAUAUGGCCCAGGUUUUUUCCUAAAUACUUUCGUACGUUGAGGGACCCCUGGCGUGUGUCCGACCCCCUGCCUCAGUCCUGUCCACAUCAGGCCUUCUUCUCCAGAGCAGCCCCCACACACGCACACACACACACACACACACACACACAGCAGUACUUCUCUGUAUCCCAGCUCCUCCUGCCUAAACCCUUUUUCCAGUUUUAUAUUUUCUGUUUUUUCCACACACCUGAGCAGCUCAGAAAUCUUGACUUUGUCUCUUCUCUGUUUUCUGUUUCUUGUUUUCUUUUGUUCUGUACGCGGUGUAGAGUGCUGUUGUAGUUCAUGAUGUCUGUUUUCUGUUUCUUGUUUUUCUUUUGUUCUGUACGCGAUGUAGAGGUGCUGUUGUAGGUUAUGAUGUCUGUUUUCUGUUUCUUGUUUCUUUUGUUCUGCACAUGGUGUAGAGGUGCUGUUGUAGGUUAUGUUUAUUUGUUUGUUUGUUUGUGUAUUUGUUUAUUCAUAUUAUUUUUCUUUUCUUUUUCUUGCGUGGAAAAAUCUAGAAAUCCCAAGAAAUCCCAGGAUGUUUGUACAGCCUCCCCUCGUGUUGGCCAGUGGUGAAAUUAAUGUAAAAG